ACGGGAUGGACGUUGCAGGACGCAUUAGGCAAUGACGCUUUUAUUUUGAUAGAUCACACAGGAAGUAGAGGGUUUUGGUUGCGUUUGACUUGACGCUGCCAAAGAGAGCAACGGGCGCACGGUGGCUACUUGAACGAAAACGGGGGGAAGCUUGCUCAAGAACCGGCUGGGCUGUCGUCAGGAACUCAACAUGCCACAAUACAAAUGCUGAGCGUGGGUCCGAAACAACCGUAUUUACCCCCUGCACGGCGAUAGCUGACGGCCACGCCCCGUAUCCUUCGACCGGAGACCGUACAAAAACUGCUGGCGGAGGCGCAACGGUGAACGGUUUGAAACCCAGCAGGGCGGCUAGCGGGCUCACGGCGGAUAGGAAGCUUCGGUGUCGGCCGUUUGAGACAGUAUAAACAGACAUGAGAGAGUAUAAAGUAGUGGUUCUCGGGUCCGGAGGGGUCGGCAAAUCCGCAUUAACCGUCCAGUUCGUGACGGGAUCCUUUAUAGAGAAAUACGACCCCACGAUAGAGGAUUUCUACAGGAAGGAGAUCGAGGUGGACUCCUCUCCGUCCGUCCUGGAGAUCCUUGACACGGCGGGGACCGAGCAGUUCGCCUCCAUGCGAGACCUGUACAUCAAAAACGGGCAGGGUUUCAUCCUGGUCUACAGCCUGGUGAACCAGCAGAGCUUCCAGGAUAUCAAACCGAUGAGGGACCAGAUCAUUCGGGUGAAAAGGUACGAGAGGGUACCGAUGAUUCUGGUUGGAAAUAAAGUGGACCUGGAGGGGGAAAGGGAGGUCUCGUCCGGUGAGGGGAAGGCACUGGCGGACGAAUGGAACUGCCCGUUCAUGGAAACUUCAGCCAAAAAUAAAACCUCGGUGGACGAACUGUUUGCAGAGAUUGUCCGACAGAUGAACUAUGCCUCAACGCCAAAUGGCGACGACCAGUGCUGUUCGUCUUGUGUCAUUCUUUAAGAAAAAAUCAACCAUAAAGUUUUAUUCUUUGUUCGGUUUUUAAGUUUGCAAUGUGUGUUGCAGCAAGUGUGUACUGUUGAGCUCUUCUUCGUGUCUCACCCUGGCCUUGGAGGAAAAUACAGGGAGGAAUGCUGCAGGGGGACGAGAGGAGGAGGAGGAGGAGGAGGAGGAGGGGAGCAACUGCGACUCAGAGGGAGGGGUCCUCUCUUCAGGAAUUCUGCUGGGUUGGAGUAUCUUUGCUGCAAGAUCAGUGUCCACCGUUGAUGUCAACUUGCAGAUCCUGAGUUUCAGCAACAUCCCCC
Perca fluviatilis (European perch) is the source of this 1264-nucleotide messenger RNA. RefSeq names its product ras-related protein Rap-2b. The transcript is spliced from 2 exons. Lineage: Eukaryota; Metazoa; Chordata; Actinopteri; Perciformes; Percidae. Gene Ontology annotation, biological process: negative regulation of cell migration; Rap protein signal transduction. The record is from RefSeq and is a predicted model, not a curated record. The coding region runs from base 411 to 962 and encodes 183 amino acids. Gene Ontology annotation, cellular component: plasma membrane. Gene Ontology annotation, molecular function: GTP binding; GDP binding; GTPase activity.